Messenger RNA from Ostrea edulis (European flat oyster), 2249 nucleotides. RefSeq lists its product as uncharacterized. The record is from RefSeq and is a predicted model, not a curated record. The transcript has 12 exons. Gene Ontology annotation, molecular function: scavenger receptor activity. NCBI's taxonomy places the organism in Eukaryota, Metazoa, Mollusca, Bivalvia, Ostreida, Ostreidae. Bases 160 to 1539 code for a protein of 459 amino acids.
AGAUUUGAUGCGGCGAGGCGAUUAGAUACAAUUAGAUACUGUAUACGCCUUAUUUCAACACACCUUUUGAUCGAAACUUUAACUAAAAUAUAUUUCUAUUACACCAAAGAAUCAUUUCUUGUACCUGGUCGUACAGACCCGGUUGGGAUUUAAAGGAAGAUGAAGUGUGUGGUAUAUUGGUACUUCAUGGUAUUCCUUGUCUACGAAGUUACAGCGUUCUACAACAUAGCACUCGGGAGGAACGUUACUGUCUACUUCUACAAUCCCUUCCGUACCUUUAGCACGACGAACUUAACGGAUGGAAGUAACACAACGUGUGAGAGUUUGGAAGGGCGGCAAAUUUCCUUCCGGAUCGAUCUUGGAAAGGCAUACAGCAUAAAAUCGUCAGUGCUUACAUUCAAAGGUUAUUAUUCAGGGAAUACAACAUUGCAAUAUCACGAUGACUCGAACGAUUGGCCUCAUUACGUUUACAAGACAUUUGUCACAGAGAUUCCACAAAGAGUGGAGUUUGAUGUUCAACGGACUGGAAAACUCAUCGUCUAUGAUUUCCGGAAACACAUGACAGAUGCUUUAGAAUUUGAGUUUUGCGAGAUUGGCAUAUAUGGUUGUGAAACUGAUCACUUUGGAAGCGACUGUCAGCAAUGUAUCAAGAACGACAACUGUGAAGUAUGUGACGUAAACAACGGGGAAUGUUAUGUCUGCAAAGAGGGUUAUACGGGACCAAACUGUAGCAUGAGUACCGAUAAUGUAGCUCUACAUAAAUCCACAGAAUUGUAUUCCAAUGAUGAAUAUCGUGUUUUCUUGCCUUCCUAUCUACUGGUGGAUGGAGACACCACACAGCCAAGCUGUAUUGAUUUCAAGUCUUAUCUGAAUGGAACGAUAUUUACUUUCAACGUUUAUCUUGGGGAUGUAUACAACGUCAAUGGUGUACGGCUUUAUUUUACCUAUGAAGGUGCUGCUGAUAAUUACGUCAAUUAUACGGUUGGGUAUUCCACUUCACAUCCCCAUUCUGGAAUAGAGAGGAUAUCUGCCAACUCUACAGAAGUAAUAAUUCCAUUCCCACAUAAAAUAUAUCAAAACUUGUACAUUGCGUUCACCUUGUUAGUUGACGAAAUAGCAGAAAUGAAUGAUGUACCAGUUUUACUCUGUGAAAUAGAGGUCAAUGGAUGUCCUCCUAAUCAUUAUGAUGGGUCAUGUGUGUGUCAGGCUGGUUACAAGGGAUGGAACUGUACAGAAGCGUGUUCAAAUAACACAUACGGUGUGAACUGUGUGUACAGCUGUGGGCAUUGCAUCAACGAAACGUGUGAUCACGUGACUGGAAAUUGUUCAAUCGGUUGUGACAGAGGUUGGACAACAAGCAAAUGCAAUACAGCUUGUAGCAGUGGCUGGUAUGGGCAGGAUUGUGUUAUGAGAUGUAGCAGUCAUUGUAUAACACCUGACGUGUGUGAUCACGUGACCGGAUCUUGUGUUGGAGGAUGUGCUACUGGAUGGACGAAUGAUGCAUGUGAUUCUGCUUUUAACAGUGGCUGGUAUAGAUGAAAUCACGUUACCGGAUAUAGUCUGGAAUGAUGUGCCACCGGAAAAAUGAGACGUGUGAUGCCAAUUCGUGUUUUAUUUUAUUGCUAGUAGCUCUCUGUAUUUCAUCUAUUUUAUAACGUUUUUAUUUUCUAUCAGUUGAUAUAAGAUAUCGCGAGUAUUUGACAACUCUUUGUGGAAGUAUUAAAAUUGAUGAUAAAAUAUUUUGUUUAUUUUCUUACAUGAUUUUUUCUGGCAAUAUAUCUAGUUUUAUUCUAUCUGGGUCAGGUGUUGAUUGGGCGUAAUGAUGUACGUCCGUAGCCUAUCAUGAUAUAACAUGGGGAACAGAGGGAUCCGGUUCUCUGGUCAGAUACGACCACGCUGUUACCAUAGUGUAAAACGUUAGCCUGGAAUCCAACGAAGACUUAUUUCAUGACGUCAUAUCGAUCAUGGAGGGACAAGAAUUGGUUGAUCACUGUUAAUUCGUCAAGUUGGUUAUUGUUGUCAAAAAACCACGACGUGGGAAUGAGAGUGACAGACAUGUACAUUAUAGCCAGUCCAGCAAAUGACAUAACCGUCAUCACGUGACAAUGAUCGGGGUGACGGAGUACGCAGAAUCGGUUUGUCAUCUGGCUUUCCAAGAAUCCUCAGAGUACAACUUAUGUCAACAACACGUAACAGCCUUCAGUAAUGUUACCAUGUUCAAUUGUAUUAAAAAUAUCAAAGUAUAUGUA